Neocloeon triangulifer is the source of this 2533-nucleotide messenger RNA. RefSeq names its product poly [ADP-ribose] polymerase tankyrase-like. The record is from RefSeq and is a predicted model, not a curated record. NCBI's taxonomy places the organism in Eukaryota, Metazoa, Arthropoda, Insecta, Ephemeroptera, Baetidae. The coding region runs from base 1363 to 2118 and encodes 251 amino acids. Gene Ontology annotation, molecular function: NAD+ poly-ADP-ribosyltransferase activity. The transcript has 6 exons.
GAAGCGACAGUGAAAUUAUAUCGGCUACGGCUAUCGCUUGAAGCUUGAUUCGCUUGUGUCGAAUCAGUCAAACUGUCUCUCUAGUCUGGCGUCUGGCAGCUCUGGCGGCAAUAAAUUUUUACCUUGAGAGCAAAAAUGCAAGCAACAGCGAUUCCGAGCCACGUCCGAGGUUGCCGGUUUGAGGCAUGAUUGAUGACACCCAUCACAUAAAUUAAGGGGAUGAUGGAGAAUGCGGGCAACAAAUUUGCAACAUAGGAAGGAUAGAACAGAAUUCUGCCUCUGCACUUAUGCACAAUUCUGUUUUAACUUGUUCUUUCUAAGAAUCCGUUCGUCACGCAGGGUAUGAAAUCUUAAAUCUUUCUCCCGCGGGACCCGCCGCUCUCUUCGCUUUUUCUUUUUUGCCUCUUUGGACUUUGGACAUAGACUGGAUUUUUCCGAUACAAGAAAAUAAACUGUAUUUUUCAGCUUUCUCGCGGAAAAAGGUAUUACAUAUUUACGAAUAAUUAAAAUGAAUAAUUAAAUAAAUUUCUCCCAGAUUAAAAAAAACACACUAAAGAAUAAAAACUGAAUAAGUAAGGUGCCCCUGCUGUUUAUGGUUAUUUUAAAUCUUUUUCCAAUAAAUUUAAUUACUUAAUAUAUAAUAUUGUCAUACAUAUUCGUUUGUCUGGCGUUGUACAAAUUAUGCACUAUUGUAUUUUUAUAUUAAAAAAAUAUAUAACAUUUUAUUCCAUGUAUAUGUAUUUUAAAAUAAUAUUUCUUUCCGCCUCUCACUGCUCUUUCCAUAGAAUUCGAUAAAAAAAUUCAAGCACUGGUCAGAACGCAAAAAAUUUAGCUUGAGAAUUCAUAAUUAUUUGGACCUGAAUUUUCUUGCGAAUUCUUGUUCACCUAACACACGCAUUGCUAUUUUUGUGAUGGAGACCUGUGAAGGGGAGAAGAAUGCAGGCAGCCGCCGCCAACCAAAAUCCAGAAACCAAAGAGACUUUCUUUUUUUCUUGUUCUUUCCAAAUCCACGAGUGCGCGGUGAGCGCUCAACAAAAUAUCAGUGCUUGCCGUGUCUUGUCGUCUUGAGCGGCGGCCACAUCACUCGCUCUCCGAGCAACCCCUGAUCUUCUGCCCAGGAAUCCGUAUCUUUUUCAUUUCAUUUUGUUAGUGAAUUCUUAUGCAUUAUUUGCCUUAGUCGCCUUUCUUUCUCUGCAAGAUCAGACGCCUGACGCCUCAGAGUCCUCGUCCUCAGACGGACCGACGACCGUUGGAGUAAGACAAGAUUUUAGAGAAGAGCUACCGCCGAAGACACUGCAGCAGAGCCGUUUUAUUUUCUCUUCAUUUUUCGUGCCGUCAUUUAUGGUCUGAAGUGCGAUUUUCAUGUCCUCCUACAAUCGUCAUCAACGAAACGCGCUAAAUAAUUAUCCAUCUUAUUUAUCGUCUCACAACCGUCACAGCCAAACUAGCGGAGGAAUGGCAGUAGCUGCUGAUGGAGACCGAAACAGAGGCUGGGUCGAGGGCUUUGUAAAGGAACAACUUCCCCCGAAUCACAAUGAUUAUAAUUGGAUUGCCAGUAAGAUGCACAACUCCAUUGCCGUGCACAACGGAACCAAAAUUUCAAAGUACAACAUUGUGCAGGUGUACAAGGUGAAAAACUCCAAGCUGUGGAACAAAUAUACUGAGAGGAGAUACGAGAUGGCCCGAGACUAUCCGAGGGGCAAGUUAGUUCCUGAGAUAAGGUUGUUCCAUGGCACUAACCACGCAGACAAGAUUGUCAGAGACGGCUUCAACGUUGACUGCUCCAACCCCAACGGCAUGUUCGGCAAAGGAAUCUAUUUUGCUGACUUGUCUUCGAAGAGCAGCCAGUACACGUUUGAGGGGUGCAACACUGCAUGCAAGUCCCACAAUAUCGUCUACUGCACCUCUUGCAUCAGGAAGAUGCUGGUCUGCAAAGUGGCCCUGGGCAAGUCUUAUGAAGCCACCGCGCCCAUGAAUGGGAUCCUGCAAGCUCCGCAAGGCUACCACAGCGUCAUUGCCAAGCCCAGGUCAGGAUUCCUCAACUACUCUGAGUACAUUGUGUACAACAACUAUCAGGCAUACCCAGGAUACUUGAUUGAGUACAAGGUCUCCAUGUAAAUGAGAAAAAUAAUGUCUAAACCUCAAUAGGUCCAUUUGGUCCAUUCAAGAUCAUGCUAUUAUUUUCAAAGUUUAAAAUCCAAUGAACUGUUAUUUUACCGUGAAAUGCUGUUGAACGGCAAUAAUUAAUCCCAUGUAUGAAUAGUUUAUAAAUGGACAGAAUCAAUUUCUAAUUUAAAAAUGAAACUUCAAUAUCAAUAUUAAAAGCGAUUGAAAGAAUUAUUUUGUAACCAAAUAAGUGCUAUGAUUAUUAUCCAUUUUUUUUAAGGAAUUACAAUUACUAAACAAAAAUAAACCAAAGUAACCCCAGAGCUGAUAAGGAAAAAAUGUAAAACUUAUUUAUAUAGUAGUGAUUGUGAAUCAACUAAACAAAUUAUACUGCAUUCAUCUUCAAGUAUAUCUAAAAUUUGAAUUU